Messenger RNA from Beta vulgaris subsp. vulgaris (sugar beet), 1217 nucleotides. RefSeq names its product bifunctional monothiol glutaredoxin-S16, chloroplastic. Bases 96 to 998 code for a protein of 300 amino acids. The record is from RefSeq and is a predicted model, not a curated record. Lineage: Eukaryota; Viridiplantae; Streptophyta; Magnoliopsida; Caryophyllales; Amaranthaceae. The transcript has 2 exons.
GAGUAGUGAGCCGAGCCCCAACGACCUUUUACUCCUAUCGGCUACGGGCUAUCACUCCCUUCUCUCUUGCUUAGUUGCUCUAUCUCUCUCCAAAAAUGGCGACUAUGAACAUACUUUCCAGAACAAUCUCUCCAUCACCUCGAUUACUCCCUUCAAACUCUCAUCAACCUCUUCAAUCUCUCUCUUUUCUCUCUCCUCCUACCACAUCUUCCUUCACAAUCCACAGCUUUCUCUCUCUAAAACACACCACUAAUUUCGCAACUAUCGCAAAGCUUAAACCUCGUUCUCUCUCUAUUGUAUCAGCAUUCAAGAAACUAUCGGAGUCAGAUUCGGUUCCUUUUUCGCCGGAAAAUGACGUAAGCUUGACAUCAGAUUCCGGCGUUUACGCAGUCUAUGAUUCUAAUGGCGAGCUUCAGUUCAUCGGUUUGUCCAAAAAUGUCGCCGCUAGUGUUGAUACUCACCGGAAAAAGGUGCCGGAGCUUUGUUCUUCUAUUAAGGUUGGAAUUGUUGAUGAUCCAAGCAGAGAAUCCUUGACCCAAGCUUGGAAAUCAUGGAUGGAAGAACACAUAGCAGCCACAGGAAAGGUUCCACCAGGAAACGAGACAGGCAAUACAACAUGGUUUAGGCCACCACCUAAGAAGAAGGCAGAUCUCCGUCUAACGCCUGGACGAAAUGUACAGCUAACAGUUCCACUAGAACAGCUUAUUGAUAGGCUGGUUAAAGAAAACAAAGUUGUUGCUUUUAUCAAGGGAUCUCGAAGUGCACCUUUAUGUGGGUUCUCGCAAAAGGUGGUUGGGAUGCUUGAAAGCCAAGGGGUGGAUUAUGAGAGCGUGGAUGUGCUUGACGAGGAGUUCAAUUAUGGAUUAAGGGAAACACUCAAGAGCUACAGCAACUGGCCGACAUUCCCUCAGAUCUUUGUCAAUGGAGAAUUGGUCGGAGGAUGUGACAUAUUAACCUCCAUGUAUGAAAAGGGUGAGCUUGCUAGUUUGUUGAAAUAAAUAAUUUAUUUUCUUGUACACUGAUAUGAACAAUAUAAAACUAGGGCUUAUAGAUUUGAUUGUGUUACAAUAUGAGUGUAAAGUUUGAGCUUUGUAUGUUGCUCAAGCAGGUAAGUUCGUGGUUUGUUGUUAUAAUCUUUGUUGUAGAAUGCUGGAGAUCAAAACUACAAUUCUUUGACCAGGCAGCUAGAAUAAAAAGCACAGAGGACUUAAACUAUA